This is a messenger RNA of Populus euphratica (Euphrates poplar), 684 nucleotides long. Its product is annotated as tetraspanin-15. Bases 1 to 684 code for a protein of 227 amino acids. Gene Ontology annotation, biological process: auxin-activated signaling pathway. The record is from RefSeq and is a predicted model, not a curated record. NCBI's taxonomy places the organism in Eukaryota, Viridiplantae, Streptophyta, Magnoliopsida, Malpighiales, Salicaceae. Gene Ontology annotation, cellular component: membrane. The transcript has 2 exons.
AUGGCAGAAAAUUCUAACCCUACAGAAGCACUUGCAGUGAAAACAACAAAAGAAACUACCAAAACUAAUAAAAGAAUUGUAGAAAAUACAAAGUCUGAUAAAGGAACUCAAGUAAGAAAAUAUGCAGGCUUAUUAUCAAUAUUCACUUUUGUGCUUUCUGUUUUGAUCAUUGCCUUAGCUAUUUGGUUGCUUUACAUGAGAGAUUACGACUGUGAGAAGCUCUUGAGGCUACCGAGAUUACAGAUGGGCAUUGGCAUUGGAUUGAUAUUUGUUUCCUUGAUUAGCAGCAUUGUCGUGUUCUUGAGAUCACGGUUUCCAGUGCCAGGUUUUUUCAUCGUUAUGGUGCCGUUGAUCGUGAUGUUCACAAUGGGACUUGCACUUGUGGGAGCUAACAAGAUGGAAAGCAGGAGAUUGGUGGCGACACCAAUGUGGUUCAGAGAAAAAAUCCGCAAUCAUGACGACUGGGAGAAUAUUAGAUCUUGCAUUUUCAGUUCAGGAACAUGCGAUGAUUUGGUGUCCAGGUCGUUGAAUCUCAAAGCAUUUGAUUUCAGUAUCAAGAAAUUAUCAUCUAUAGAGAGCAUGGUGUGGGUAGCAAAAGCUUGUGAAAAGCCUCUGAUGAAAACUUCAUCAGACUCGCAUGUUCACCUUGUAGCAAUUGAUGGAACCUUUGAGGAGCUGCGGUAA